Strongyloides ratti is the source of this 786-nucleotide messenger RNA. Its product is annotated as Thioredoxin-related transmembrane protein 2. Lineage: Eukaryota; Metazoa; Nematoda; Chromadorea; Rhabditida; Strongyloididae. The transcript has 3 exons. The record is from RefSeq and is a predicted model, not a curated record. Gene Ontology annotation, cellular component: cytoplasm. Gene Ontology annotation, molecular function: oxidoreductase activity, acting on a sulfur group of donors, disulfide as acceptor. Bases 1 to 786 code for a protein of 261 amino acids.
AUGAUAGCAAUGCCAAAAAUGGAGGAAUUGAAACAUAUUCUAACACUACAUCAUAUUUUAAAUAUUUUAUUAAGUAUUUCAUUUAUUUUUACUAAAAUGGUACCCUUUGUAGGGAGAUUAUUGUAUGAUGAUAAACAUCUCUCUUUAGACACUAGAGAACAUGAAAUUGUUGUUUUUUUGGCAGUUGUAAUCUUAUGGAGGGGUAAAAAAGCUACAAAUUGGUUACACUAUUUAGAAACAGUUUUUAAUUUUUCAAAGACAGCAAAUGUUUUUCUUUUUUUAAGAGCUGAUUUACUAUAUGGAAUUGUUUAUGUAGUCAUAAUGACAAUUGUAAUUGUAGUAUUUCCACAGCCAGCUUAUCACGAAUCAGAUAAAGUUACAUAUUUUAGGUCAGAUGAUUUAUAUAAAAAAAUUAAGGAAAAUACAAAUACAGUAUGGGUAGUCGAAUUUUAUACAACAUGGUCCCCAGAAUGCCGUCAUGUAACACCCGUUUUCUCAAAAUUAAGUGAGAGAUUUGCACUACCAAACUUAAGAUUUGCAAAAUUAGAUAUUGGUACUUAUCCAAAAGAAGCUGAAAGAUUUAGAAUUAAUACACAUCCCUCAAGUAAACAAUUACCAACAAUAUCUAUUUUUAAGGGUGGUGUUGAAGUUGCUAGAAGACCAACAAUUCAAAAUAAACGCGCAGUGCCUUUUAUUUUCAAUGAGGAAAAUUUGAUUCUUGAAUUGGAUCUUAUUAAUACUUAUAAUGAAUGUAAAGAAUCUUCAAAAAAAGUUAAAACACAUUGA